Messenger RNA from Drosophila hydei, 2368 nucleotides. RefSeq lists its product as uncharacterized. Gene Ontology annotation, biological process: lipid metabolic process. Gene Ontology annotation, molecular function: oxidoreductase activity, acting on the CH-CH group of donors. The transcript has 6 exons. The record is from RefSeq and is a predicted model, not a curated record. Gene Ontology annotation, cellular component: membrane. NCBI's taxonomy places the organism in Eukaryota, Metazoa, Arthropoda, Insecta, Diptera, Drosophilidae.
AGCAGGCACAUCAAAUAGCGGUAGCAUCCUGUAUAAACAUGCUUGAAUGCGUAGGCGUUUGAACUUUUUCUAAUAUCGAAUUCAUUGCUGCGGCAAGUGUGGCUUCGUAGUCUAAGUCAUACACUCUAUAGUUAGUCAGCUCUAGCUUGGCUUCUGUUACAUUAUUUACACUAGUUAAGUAUACGAAGUGUGUGCCCGAAACUUGAACCAUUUGUUUGUUUGCCCUGCAAUUGAAGCCAACUCAAAGAACAAAAUCAAAUAUCAAACAUCAAAUUGCGGCAAUCAAUAAAUUGCAUUCCCUUCAUUACAUUUAACAGAGGUGCCAAAAAAAUAGGUAAAGUGUUGGCAAGUUGGCACAGAGCCAAUUGGCCAAUAUACGAAAUGUAAACAAACAACAAAAACUGGACAGCAACGGAAGAAGAUGAAGAGAGUGAACAGGAAACUGUAGCAAUUAGAAGAAGGAAUCCCAAUCGAAUCGAAAUCGUAGUCCAGCCAAGUCUAUUAAGAUGGCCAUCAAUAUUUGGGGCUUGAAUCACUUUGCCAUUAGCGCGAUUGUGAUAACCACAAUGCAAUUGGUCUUUUUCCUAUUGAAUGCUUUGCUACACUUGGAUAAGCUGUCAGACUUUGCUGGCGGCGUUAAUUUCAUUGUUAUAGCAUUGCUGACCUUUUUCAUAGGGCAACUGGAUCGUCCCUCCAAGGCCUACGAGAGUCGUCAGCUAAUGGUAACUGUCUUCGUCUGCCUAUGGGGCGCUAGACUCUCAGGUUACUUGCUGUAUCGCAUCAUAAAACUGGGUCGAGACAAACAGUUUGAGGAUACGCGACGCAAUGUCAUACGCUAUGCUGUUUUUUGGACUUUUCAGGCCAUUUGGGUGUUUGUUGUUUCGCUGCCAGUCAUAAUAAUCAACUCGCGUCACACCCAGCCGCAGGCUAUUAAAGGCAUGACCACGUUGGACUCCACUGGCACGGGCAUGUUUAUUGUCGGCCUGCUGGCUGAGACCUAUGCGGACCUGCAGAAGUUCUCCUUUCGCCAGGAUCCGGCAAACCACGGCAAGUUUUGUAAUGAUGGUCUUUGGGGCCUGUCGAGGCAUCCGAACUACUUUGGCGAGGUUAUUGUUUGGUGGGGUAUCUUUGUCAUAUCUCUAAACGCGAUCAGUGGCCAUGAGUGGGUGGCCAUAGCAUCGCCUAUCUUUACCACGCUGAUCAUACUCUUCUUGUCCGGCAUACCACUGCGUGAGCGCAGCGCAGACGAGAAGUACAAGAAUCAGGUGGAUUAUCGCAAAUACAAGGCAACCACCUCGCCGCUAAUACCCGUGCCGCCGGCUAUAUAUGAGGAGGUGCCCGGAGCACUGAAAUUCAUACUCUGCUGUGAGUUUCCCAUCUAUGACACGAUGCGACUGCAUAAGGAUACGAGUCCCUAUUCGAUGUCUAUAGCUCACUCCCACUCGCACAUAUAGCAGUCAGUGGCUCACUCCAGCAGCGCAGCCGCUGGUGUGGGCCAACAGGUGCACACGCACUCAUCGAGUCAAUCGCAACACCAUCAGCAACAUCACCACCGGGGUCACUGCUAUGGCGCUGAUGGUGGUUUAGCUGAGAGCCAUCAUAAUUGUGGUGGCAGCUGCCGGAAUGUGCACGUGAAGUCGAAUCCGUAUCAAUGCGAGGCGGGCUAUGGCAAUUAUGGUGGUCGUCAGCUGGACGCUGAGGAUACGGAUGAUGGUAUUAUCUAUGUGGCGAGUCACUCGGGCAACAAGGCCAAGACACACUAUUUCCAUGCACUCGACAUGGAUGAGCGUCCAAAGUGCAGCUACCUCGCCGAGGAGGAGUUGGCCUCUGACUAUGACGAAGAUAUACCACCCAUCGAUCUGAGCAAAGUAAACAGCGUCGAGAGCUUUACCAAUCGGGUGCAAAUAGCCAGCGAGCAAUCCUUGAAUGCCGAGGGAAUGCCCGUAACAGUGACAACAAUAUUGUGAUUGUCAUUGAAAACCUUUCGCUGUAGCUCAAAUAUGUGGCUAAAUACACUCUCUAAGUGUGCUUGAAUCGAAUAUGCUUACCAGAAAAAAAAAACAAAAAACAAAAACAAAAGCCCGUGCCAAACUUAAUGCAGAAUUGCUUAACAAAAAGAUCGCUGCAUUUCAGAAAUCAGCAAUUUCCAAUGUUUUUUGCUCAAAAUUCAAAAUGUGCCUCUUCUAAAUGUUUUCUCUUAGAAAUGUUGCACGCCUUCAAAGUUUAUUAGUCUCUUUUUGGAUUGGUCAGAUUUCUAUUUAACUAAAACCUUUAUCAAAUAAUAAAAAAAAGAAAAACGCCCCACCAACAAGUUGCAAGUCGAAUCGAUAUAAACAGAAACAUAUCCCAAGCCAAACCUACGUUCCAU